AUGUUCGGUGCUCCAAACGGCCUCUGCUUGUCAAUCACGGAAUCAAAACAUAUCAAGGCGGUAAAGCAACCAUGGCGACGUUCAAGCAAGUACAACACGCUCAGCCAGAUGCUCCUUACCAAUCAGCGCCUGGACAAAGUCGCAGCAGCAAGAGUUGAUUUCACAACAUGCAGCAUGCUCAAAGGGUCUUGUGCCUUCAGCUACUACAAUUCAUUUGUUGAGAAUCCCUCAUAUAUCAGCAACGACGAUGGAGACCCAGAGGUCCAACAGAACCGAGUGCAUGCAGGAAGCAAUCCCUUUGCUAUCGAGAGUGACAACUUUGAUGAUGUCGAGGAUCAGGGUGUUGUAGAUGACGUGGACGUCAUUGCUGAUGUGCAAUUAGUGCGGACUUUUCAACGAAAAUGCGCCCGUACCGUUGCUGAUCUCACAGACGAACUCGACAUCCCAUCGUUCCCGACCUUCAUUCAUCUCUUCCUGUACGACCAAAUACACACGGACAACCACCAUUCUUCUGCCAACGUCCCACUUCGCGACUGUCCAUCCUACACGGGACCAAUCAAGAUAUUUCAUUCAGCCGCUGCAACAUUUAUCGCACCCAGUGAUCCGAGUGGAAUCACUGUUCAAUGGUUCCAUCGCAUCGCCGAGGAACGAGACAAGCUCACAGGAAUGUGGAUGGUGGCACUAGUGUUUUAA
Molecule: messenger RNA, 693 nt
Organism: Suillus paluster
Lineage: Eukaryota; Fungi; Basidiomycota; Agaricomycetes; Boletales; Suillaceae
Exons: 4
Coding region: 1-693 (230 amino acids)
Source: RefSeq, a predicted model, not a curated record